Dermacentor albipictus is the source of this 1197-nucleotide messenger RNA. RefSeq lists its product as uncharacterized. NCBI's taxonomy places the organism in Eukaryota, Metazoa, Arthropoda, Arachnida, Ixodida, Ixodidae. The record is from RefSeq and is a predicted model, not a curated record.
AUGAAGACGCUACACCCGCUAACGCAGCAUGAAGAAGCCCCACUGGCUGCACCGACGCCGCAGAAGAUGACAACCCCGACCAUGACGCGAACUGCCUUCGAAACGACGCCUCCACCCAGAAACGCUUCGACGAUACGCCCUACCCGCGACUCGAAUACGCGACGAAGCCGUAACCCGACGCCGAGGGCGACGUGCAAUGCAAGAGCCAAGACAUCCGACUUAGAAGUGGCUAUCGACGGUAGGAAAGUCACUGCUCUAGUUGACACAGUAGCCGAUUACUCAGUGAUGAGUGGAACAUUCGUUGCGCAGCUGAGGAAAGUCACGACCGCUUGGGAUGGCCCACAAAUUCGCACCGCAGGUGGCCACCUCAUUACGCCAUCAGGACGAUGCACAGCGCGAGUGACUGUCAAAGGACACACCUAUCCUGCGACCUUUGUUGUGCUACCGCAAUGCUCCCGCGAAGUGUUCCUGGGCUUGGAUUUCCUUAGUGAGCAUCAGGCGAUCAUCGACCUGCGAUCCAAGCUGAUUAAGCUUUCGACGAACGAGGCCAUCCCUUCGAUGAGAACUCUGGGAAAUCACUGUGCCCUGAGCAUCCUGAAAGAAGAAGUGAGCGUCCCACCCCGUUCAAGCAUUAUCGUGACCGUAGGUGCCAUGAAAGCCAUUAACUCUGAAGGCAUCAUCGAGGGCAACAGGCAGUUGCUUCUCGACCGAGGAAUCGGUAUCGCAAGAGGCAUCGCACAUUUCUGCAACGGCCACACCGAAGUACUGCUGACUAACUUCAGCGAAGAAUACCGGCACAUUAACAAAGGAACGGCGAUUGCUUUUUUCGACGAAAUAUCCGACGUACGGGAUUCCUUCGCUCUCUCCGACCCAUCCGCACAAGAUUCGUCUGACCAUGAGAACUCGCCCAUUUUCGACAUCAACCCAGCUCUGCCCCAGAACAGACAAUACCAGAUCCGCAAUCUGCUUCAAAGUUACAGCCAGUGUUUUUCGUCAUCGCCAAAGGUCCGACAAACGCCAACUGCCAAGCAUCGCAUUAUAACCGACCAGCACGCCCGACCUCUCCGUCAAAGCCCCUACCGUGCGUCGCCGCGAGAACGACAAGCCAUCGGGAACCAAGUGGAAGAAAUGCUUCGCGAUGACGUCAUCCAGCCAUCAAACAGCCCAUGGGCUGCACCGGUUGUUCUAGUGAGAUAG